CGGCGUCUAAGUUGCUGGUGCACGAACAAUACUUCCAGCUCCGCAACGCCAUUCUUUCACAAAGAACAUCUGCGACUACGCUCAUUCGACUCGGGAAACGCGAAAAUGGCGACGAACGGCGAUUACCCCUCAGACGACGAGUCUCCGCCGCAAUCACCCGCACAAAAGCCACAGGACACUGGUGAUAAUGGCGAUGUCGAGGCUGUGAGGCCAAAAGGUCCUGCAGCGGCUCCUAGAUCUGCUCUGAAGAAGACAAAUCAAGCCGCAGCGGCGGCAGCAGCACGACCACCACUGCCCGAGCAGCCAGAUCCGAAAGACCUUGAUGUUUCAUCACUCACACCUUUGUCGCCAGAGAUCAUCGCACGACAGGCGACUAUCAACAUCGGCACAAUUGGGCAUGUGGCUCACGGAAAGAGUACGGUGGUGAAGGCGAUAUCUGGUGUGCAGACUGUGCGAUUCAAGAAUGAGCUGGAGCGAAAUAUCACAAUCAAGUUGGGAUACGCAAAUGCCAAAAUCUACAAGUGCGACAACGAGGAGUGCCCGCGACCCACCUGCUACAGAAGUUACAAGAGCGAGAAGGAGGUUGAUCCGCCUUGCGAGAGGUCUGGAUGUGAUGGCACAUACAGAUUACUACGACACGUUUCAUUCGUCGAUUGCCCUGGGCACGAUAUUCUGAUGAGCACCAUGUUGUCAGGCGCCGCAGUCAUGGACGCUGCACUUCUGCUGAUUGCAGGAAACGAAACCUGCCCACAGCCCCAAACAUCAGAGCAUCUUGCUGCGAUCGAAAUCAUGAAAUUGCAGCACAUCAUCAUCUUGCAAAACAAGGUCGAUUUGAUGCGCGAAGAGGCAGCAUCCCAGCACUACGAGUCGAUCAAGAAGUUCAUCCGCGGCACAGUAGCAGAUGACUCGCCCAUCAUCCCGAUCUCUGCCCAGCUGAAGUUCAACAUCGACGCCAUCAACGAGAUGCUGGUGUCUCGAAUUCCUGUGCCCAUCCGAAACUUCCAGGACGACCCUCACCUCAUUGUCAUUCGAUCCUUCGACGUCAACAAGCCCGGUUCGGAAAUUGACGAGCUGCAAGGAGGUGUUGCUGGUGGUUCUAUCUUGACUGGUAUCUUGAAGCUCGGAGACGAGAUCGAGAUUAGGCCAGGUAUCGUGUCGAGGGACGAGGCCGGCAAGAUUCAGUGCAAGCCAAUCUUCUCUCGCGUCAUGGCGCUGCAAGCCGAGCAGAACAGUCUCAAGUUUGCCGUUCCAGGUGGCCUGAUUGGUGUUGGAACACGCAUCGACCCUACACUCUGCCGUGCCGAUCGUCUCGUCGGUUUCGUGCUUGGACUGAAAGGCAAACUCCCAAAGAUCUUCACAGAGUUGGAGGUCAACUACUUCUUGCUCCGCCGCCUGCUUGGUGUCAAGACUGCGGACGGAAAGCAAGCCAAGGUGGCCAAGCUCACAAAGAAUGAAGUGCUGAUGGUGAAUGUGGGAUCUACCGCUACUGGCGCUAAGGUCGUUGCAGUGAAGAACGAUGUAGCCAAGCUACAACUCACAUCACCAUGCUGCACAGCCAUCAACGAGAAGGUGGCGCUGUCGAGACGUAUUGAAAAGCAUUGGCGGUUGAUCGGUUGGGCAACAAUCCUGAACGGAGACACGCUGGACCCUCAGAGUGCUUAAGCCUAUUCUGACAAUGGAGGCGGAGUAAUGCCGGGGCAUCUUCUGUUGCGAUACGACAAGCUGUGCUUUUGGAGCGUUCAAUCGGUGUUCAAAAUGACUGCAUGGGGCAGGGACAUGAAUUGGGCGUGAGCGCCUGGAGACAGAUGAUAGAGAAUGAACACGAAGUCAAACACAGCUUGUUAUCGUUGCUUUACCUGGUUGGAACGGUAGAUUCAGGGGAGAGAGAGGGGCGGAGACUGGCCUUGACAUGUUCAUGAAAUUGCACGGCCCUAGCUCGAUCAUUCUUGAGUGAAUGUGUCGCUGUCGUGCUUGCAUGUGAAGAUGGCGGGGCAAGGCGAGACCGCGGGGUGUUCUUUCCGAUGCGAGAUUAGCUCCAACCUUAAAGCUAAAUAGUUGCGCUACCACACCGACGGUUUUGCAUUUCAUGACA
Cercospora beticola is the source of this 2092-nucleotide messenger RNA. It is a transcript of the gene GCD11, whose product is annotated as translation initiation factor eIF2 subunit gamma. Gene Ontology annotation, molecular function: tRNA binding; translation initiation factor activity; GTPase activity. Gene Ontology annotation, biological process: formation of translation preinitiation complex. The record is from RefSeq and is a predicted model, not a curated record. NCBI's taxonomy places the organism in Eukaryota, Fungi, Ascomycota, Dothideomycetes, Mycosphaerellales, Mycosphaerellaceae. Gene Ontology annotation, cellular component: eukaryotic translation initiation factor 2 complex; cytosol.